AACUUGUGCCUCAAGCUCAGUUCUCGUCUUAUUUUUGUUCAAAGCAGUUGUCUUUAAAGAGUUGUGUCUUCUGGAGUGAGCAGUUGAAAGAGUGCAAUAAUGAGGGUUUUAGUUGAGUCACCAACGAUCCUGGAUCCGUCGGAAUUACUCCGUCCGGAACCGGAAUUUAUGGAUAAAAGCGCCUCAAAGUUCCGCGACUACACAGUUGAUGCAGCAGAUCCACUCAAGGAGAGAGUCCGUCAAACCUACAGGAAGAUGCAUCUCAAUCAGACCGUUGAUUUUGUUAAAGGACGUCACGCGGACUGGUUGACCUUCUCCAAAUUCCGCGCCACAAUUCGCGAAGCUCUGGAGCGUUUGAAUGAUUUGGUGGAUGAAUCAGAUCCGGAUUUGGACCUGCCGAAUAUUGUUCAUGCCUUCCAGACGGCUGAAAGAGCACGCGAGGAGCAUCCAACGCUCGAUUGGCUUCACCUCACGGGGCUCAUUCAUGACCUGGGGAAGGUGAUGGCGUUCUAUGGGGAGCCUCAGUGGGCUGUUGUGGGUGAUACCUUCCCCGUGGGAUGCCUCUGGUCCGACAACAUUGUCUACCGCAGUGAUAGCUUCGAAGGGAAUCCCGAUGGGGAGAAUCCCAAGUUCAACACAAAAUACGGCAUGUAUGAGCCCCAGUGCGGUCUACGCAAUCUGAUGAUGUCAUGGGGCCACGAUGAGUACAUGUAUCGUGUACUGAAGCACAACAAGUCCACACUUCCUGAGCAGGCGCUCCACAUAAUUCGCUAUCAUUCCUUUUACCCAUGGCACUCCUCCGGCGACUAUCAGCACUUGAUGCGGCCCGAGGACGAGGAGAUAAAGAAGUGGGUGCUGUGCUUCAAUCGUUACGAUUUGUACACGAAGAGCACCAAAAUGCCCGACAUUGAGGCUCUCUGGCCGUACUAUCAGUCCCUCAUUGAUAAAUACUGUCCUGGAAUCCUCGAAUGGUGAUGCUUUACUAUCUUUACUACAUAAAACUGCUGGUGCGGAAGUUAAUGCGCUUUAAUUGCUCUUUUUUUUCUCAUUCUAUUCUAAAAUAAAUGAAAUGCAAUGCAUUUCAGUUAGAAGGUGUAUUUUAUGAGGAAUAAAAUUGAUUUUCUUUUGGCAAGAAAAA
Messenger RNA from Lutzomyia longipalpis, 1138 nucleotides. Its product is annotated as inositol oxygenase. Gene Ontology annotation, cellular component: cytoplasm. The coding region runs from base 100 to 975 and encodes 291 amino acids. The transcript has 5 exons. Gene Ontology annotation, biological process: inositol catabolic process. NCBI's taxonomy places the organism in Eukaryota, Metazoa, Arthropoda, Insecta, Diptera, Psychodidae. Gene Ontology annotation, molecular function: iron ion binding; inositol oxygenase activity. The record is from RefSeq and is a predicted model, not a curated record.